AUGCUGGCCCGGGACAGUGGCCCCGAGCAAAGGACCGGGCUUGCCGUGCUGUGGAGGCAGAUUUACUGGAUCACCUGCUGGAUCACCCUGUAUGCUGUGGAGGCCCUCCCCGCCUGCCCCUUCUCCUGUAAGUGUGACAGCCGCAGCCUGGAGGUGGACUGCAGUGGCUUAGGCCUCACCAUGGUGCCCCCGGACUUGCCCGCUGCCACCCGAACCCUCUUACUCUUGAACAAUAAGCUGAGUGCCCUGCCUAGCUGGGCAUUCGCCAAUCUGUCCAGCCUGCAGCGGCUGGACCUAUCCAACAACUUCCUGGACCAGCUGCCCCGUUCCAUUUUCCGGGACCUGACGAAUCUUACAGAGCUGCAGCUGCGCAAUAACAGCAUCAGGACCCUGGACAGGGACCUGCUGCAGCACUCGCCCCUGCUUCGCCACCUGGACCUGUCCAUCAACGGCCUGGCCCAGCUGCCCCCUGGCCUUUUCGAUGGACUCCCGGCUCUGCGCUCCCUAUCACUUCGCUCCAACCGUCUGCAGAACCUGGACCGGCUGACAUUUGAACCCCUCGCAAGCCUGCAGCUGCUGCAGGUUGGGGACAAUCCCUGGGAAUGCGACUGUAACCUACGUGAUUUCAAGCACUGGAUGGAGUGGUUUUCCUACCGAGGGGGGCGCCUGGACCAGCUUGCCUGCACCCUACCUAAGGAACUGAGGGGGAAGGACAUGCGUGUGGUCCCCAUGGAGAUGUUCAACUACUGCUCCCAGCUGGAGGAUGAGAAUAGCUCAGCUGGGCUGGAUAUUCCUGGGCCACCCUGUACCAAGGCAAGCCCUGAACCUGCUAAACCCAAGCCAGGGGCUGAGCCCGAGCCCGAGCCCAGCACUGCUUGCCCCCAGAAGCAGAGGUAUCGGCCGGUGAGCGUGAGGCGGGCCAUCGGCACGGUGAUCAUCGCGGGGGUUGUCUGUGGCAUUGUCUGCAUCAUGAUGGUGGUGGCUGCUGCCUAUGGCUGCAUCUAUGCCUCCCUUAUGGCCAAGUACCACCGGGAGCUCAAGAAGAGGCAGCCCCUAAUGGGGGACCCGGAGGGUGAGCAUGAAGACCAGAAGCAGAUCUCUUCUGUGGCGUGA
Molecule: messenger RNA, 1113 nt
Organism: Puma concolor (puma)
Lineage: Eukaryota; Metazoa; Chordata; Mammalia; Carnivora; Felidae
Gene: LRTM2
Product: leucine rich repeat transmembrane protein 2
Biological process (GO): axonogenesis; positive regulation of synapse assembly
Molecular function (GO): protein binding
Source: RefSeq, a predicted model, not a curated record